Molecule: messenger RNA, 2537 nt
Organism: Harpegnathos saltator (Jerdon's jumping ant)
Lineage: Eukaryota; Metazoa; Arthropoda; Insecta; Hymenoptera; Formicidae
Gene: Fbxl7
Product: F-box and leucine-rich repeat protein 7
Exons: 3
Coding region: 533-1912 (459 amino acids)
Biological process (GO): SCF-dependent proteasomal ubiquitin-dependent protein catabolic process
Cellular component (GO): SCF ubiquitin ligase complex
Molecular function (GO): protein binding
Source: RefSeq, a predicted model, not a curated record
CGCAAAAGCAAGAUGGAUUCAGAAGGAUCCGAGAAGGCACAAUCGAGUCGUCACAGGAAGAAGUGUCGGUAGUGUCAAAGUCCUGUAACGUGCCAAAAACCUGUCAUGUGCGAGAUACUUCGCUGCAUAUUCGAACCGCGAUUUUGUACGUCUUUUUAAUAACCAUAUGAUGAGUUACUUUUCAAGUAUUGGAGUAUGGCUCGAUUAGUGUAAAUUCCAUUGUGGCACAUCGAUCCCCACCCAAGAGUCGAACCAUUAUAGGCCCCACAGCUGCUUAGUGAAUUGAAAUGUAAUAUCAACAUGGAGGUGAUGGCAGAUAAUAGAUCGAUGUUUGAUGAUAUCAUGCACAGUCAUUGACUCCUGUUUGGCAUAUUGGUUAUAUUUAUGAAUUUCUCCAAAAAACAGCCCUUGGAAGGAUCAUACUUGAGCUCUAUCAGCAAUCUACUUUGAUAAUAAUGUACGAUGUAAAAUAGCUGAGUUAAUCAUACAAGUAGAGUAUGCUGCAGACAUUGAUAAAACAACAGAGCAUGGAAUGGACGGAUCCUGCCCACUCCUUUUCCCUAAUUUCGGGGAACAAAGUUGUCCUAAACAAGGAGAUGAUUACUCAUCACAAAAAGUUGGUGUGUAUCGACCAACAGUGGAUGCCAUCGAUUUGGGCUACCAUACUCUUGAUAACAAUGCUUGUCGCACGACUUCAUUAUCAUCAUCUUCGUCGACCCCAGGAGCAAUUAGUGUGUCUGUGCGUCAACAACAGCAGCAACAGCAACAGAAGCAACAGCAACCGCAACCACCUGGCAAACAUCACUUAGUUAUUCACACAAAACCAGAUCUCUGUCAACUUGAUGACAAUCUGCUUCUAAAGAUCUUCAGUUGGCUCGGUACCCGUGACCGUUGCACUCUGGCACAAACCUGUCGACGCCUUUGGGAGAUCGCGUGGCAUCCGGCGCUCUGGCGCGAAGUUGAAGUGCGUUAUCCGCAAAAUGCUACCACUGCUUUGAAUGCAUUGACUCGUCGUGGUUGUCAUACCUGCAUUCGUCGUCUGAUAUUAGAAGGCGCCGUUGGAUUGCCUGGAAUUUUUGUCCAACUGCCAUUUCUCAAUCUCACUUCUCUCAUUCUGCGCCAUUCGCGUCGUGUCAAUGAUGCUAACGUCACUACUGUGUUGGACAGCUGCACCCACCUCAGGGAGCUCGAUCUCACAGGCUGUCCAAAUGUGACUCACGCCUGCGGCCGUGCUACCAGUAGCCUACAAUUGCAAUCGUUGGACCUCAGUGACUGUCAUGGCAUCGAGGAUUCGGGUCUGGUGCUUAGUCUAUCGCGCAUGCCACACUUAGGAUGUCUCUAUUUGCGUAGAUGCGUUCGUAUUACCGAUGCCAGCCUAGUCGCAAUUGCUUCCUAUUGUGCCAAUUUGCGCCAGCUGUCGGUGUCAGACUGUGUGAAAGUGACGGAUUAUGGGGUACGCGAAUUGGCGGCACGUCUCGGCCCGUCACUACGCUAUUUUUCCGUAGGUAAAUGUGACCGCGUAUCCGACGCUGGUCUACUGAUCGUUGCUCGUCACUGUUAUAAGCUGCGUUAUUUAAAUGCUCGUGGUUGCGAAGCACUCAGCGACAGUGCGACUGUCGCUCUGGCGCGCAGCUGCCCACGCAUGCGAGCUCUAGAUAUUGGCAAAUGUGACAUCGGCGACGCGACCCUCGAGGCACUUUCCACUGGAUGUCCAAACCUGAAAAAGUUGUCCUUAUGCGGGUGCGAGAGAGUAACUGACACCGGUCUUGAAGCAUUGGCUUACUAUGUGCGCGGUCUGCGCCAACUUAAUAUCGGCGAGUGUCCCAGGGUCACAUGGGUCGGUUACCGCGCAGUCAAGCGCUAUUGCCGACGUUGUAUUAUAGAACAUACUAAUCCUGGAUUCUCCAGCUGAUUUAUUCGGUUAAUUUACCCGGUCGCUUAAGUCCAAGCUCUCAAAUAGUGAUGUGAGAAGAUCUUAUAGAGAAAAUUUUCAAAAACAUGAGAAUAUUUUGACGAAAUCUCUGGAAAUAAAAAUACUAUAAAGUAUCCUGAAAAUAUUAAUAAUAAGAAUGUCGUAAUAAUAUACUUUGAGUAUUGAAAAAUUUGCCCGCACGAAUACAAGUAUUUAGUAAAAAUGAAAAGAAAGAUGAUAUAUUGUUACUAUAUAUCUUUAACAUAUCUGUAUUUAUAAUAAAUAUCUUUUUUACAAUGUCUGAGAUGAUUUCUUUUAACAAAAUUUAAAGAUUAUUCCAAGACUAACGUAAAAAUAUUCUCCGUGGACAAUGGAAUUUUGAAAAUACACGAAUAUUCUCAAAACAUUUCGUCAUCUCACAUCAUUAGUCUCACACAAGUGCCAGAAUGUAAUAUAAUACAUAUGGAUAUUAUUAAGAAAUUGUAAAUCCAUUUUUUAUUUGAAUUUGUGCGACGACAAACGUUAUUCUUGAUAAGACGUCUAUCAAAAAAUAAUAAAGGACGUAUUAUCAAUUUAAAACUUAACUUGUAUUACCUGCAAUAUAUUUAUUAACAAAUAUUAUUUU